Messenger RNA from Anneissia japonica, 5067 nucleotides. Its product is annotated as arrestin domain-containing protein 3-like. Bases 208 to 1455 code for a protein of 415 amino acids. The record is from RefSeq and is a predicted model, not a curated record. The transcript has 9 exons. Lineage: Eukaryota; Metazoa; Echinodermata; Crinoidea; Comatulida; Comatulidae. Gene Ontology annotation, cellular component: cytoplasm. Gene Ontology annotation, biological process: protein transport.
UCCGGAGGUCACGUCAUCGCUAGCUGCGCUGCUGAGAGAGUACGCAGUACACUAUAAUACCUCUAUGGUACAUUUAAGUGUAAAUUGUAUGUUUGAGGUUGUCAACAUUAGAAGAAUGUAUUUGACGGUUCCUUGCGUGCCUCAUUUUUGGAGAGAUGCAUGAUGAAUUUGUGUUUUACGUGAAAUACGUUUUAAGGAUCUGUGAGGAUGAAGAUUAGAGACUUCCACAUUUCACUUGAUCACAAUAAAUCCGUAUACUCGGCUGGCGAGUUUGUGUCAGGCCAUGUUGUGGUGGAUUUGAGGGGUGACCUCAAAAUGCGGGGAAUCCGUAUUUGUAUGCGCGGCCUAGCUAAGGUACACUGGAGUGAAUCUCGUGGUGGUGGCCAUCAGACAGGAUCCUACACCAAAUUUUAUGAUGCUGAAGAAGAAUAUUUCUCCCAGAAAAAGGUCUUAUUUGGCAAAGAUGAGAAUGAGUCUGGUAGUAACCCUGUAUUAGGAGUUGGUAGGCAUGAGUUUAUCUUCAGUUUUCAGUUACCAUAUGGAAGGGUUGCAACAUCUUUUGAAGGGAAAUAUGGCAGGAUUCGUUACUGGUUAAAAGCAGAAGUGGAUAAACAGUGGGGAUUCAACAGUCGUACCAAACUUGCCUUUACAGUAAUAGACCACAUUGAUAUUAACACUCCACUGUUGCUUACUCCACUUUUAGGGACCAAGGAAAAAACAGUUUGUUGCGGACUUUGUGCAGCUGGGCAAAUUAGCAUGUCAGUGAAGACAGAUCGAAAGGGUUAUUGUCCAGGUGAAUCAAUAGCAAUAUCAGGUGAAUAUGAAAAUGGUUCAGCAAGACGAAUGAAACCCAAGGCAACUCUGUACCAAAGAACCAUGUUCUACGCUGAUGGAAAGUCGAGGUCUGUACGCAGUGCUGUUGCCUGCAUACAAGGCAAGGCCAUUAGAGGGCGUUCUUCAGAUAGUUGGAGUAAUAAAUUGUUAAAGAUUCCAGCAAUAACGCCAACAUUGACCAAUUGUAGCAUUAUCAAACUGGAAUAUUUUCUAAGUAUUUGUCUAGAUAUAACUGGUGCGACCAACUUGUACAUAAACCUUCCUAUAGUUAUUGGCACCGUGCCAUUAAGAGCGCCACCAUACUCACCGAUUGAUCCAUUGGCUGUAGAUAGCUUCAACUUUAGUAUGGCUACGGAAUCAAAUGGAAUGGGAUUCAAUCCUGCCACAUUCCGUAAUGUCUGUGCUCAAGAAGCACCUCCAAGUUAUGCUGAGUGUGUAUUUGGUUCAGUAGACAUCCGUGAUGACGAGCCAGGUGAUACACUAGGAAUGACAUUUUACACACCUAUGUACUCUUAUGUCUGGAAUUACGAAUAUCGCCGUCCCCCUCCUUGUUAUUCAGUGAAUGACACAGGUUCCUCGCAGGUGACAGAAAGUAAUACACAUUCAAAUCAGCGAUCAUGAUGCUUCAACAUCUAGUAGUGGUGGCAAGAUUUUCCAGACAGGGUGUGGAGAUUUUAUAAGCAAGCGUUUGGGGGGAUUUGUUUUUUCUGUAAGUGAUUGGUAACAUUGACCAUUUACACAAGAGGUAAGCAACCUGUUAGUAGAUGGGAACGCAUAAUAGUGAGUGCCUUCUAUACUAUUCCAUUAAUGUGUAUUAAGUUGAUAGAUAGCUGAUUGAUUCAGAGAGCGGGUCCUAAUUAUUUAAUUUAUAUCGUUCUUAUUGGUUUGCUUGGUAUCACCAUACCAAACAAUAACCAUGUCAUGACACUUCAAUCAUUGAAUUUGUAAAAUUGAUUUUGAUUUGAUUUUGAAUAUUCUCAAUAUGCAGAAGUAAAGCUGCCUUCAAAACAUUCACAUCCCAUUUCAGAUUUUCACAUACAGUACAUUAAUUGCUGCAAUGAUUGAUAGCAAUCAGCAUUUAGCACAAGGUUAUUUUUUUAACAAAACUGCUCAUUAUUACAAUUGUUGUUUUAGAUUAAACCAGCUCUAUCAUUAGCAGGUUUAGUAAUGUGACAGUCUGGAAUCGAAGCAAUAAAAUAAUUAUAUUUGAAGGGUGAAGUGUUAUGAGGUGGGGAUAGGAGGGAUAAACUGUAUUUGAAAGUCUGUAUUUGACCUAAUUUUGCCUAUUUCAACUGGCUACCAUUCUUGAAAUUAAGUCAAAGAAAAAUUAUGUUCUCUGGUUUGAAAAUUCAGAGAAGGAAUAGGGAGCUUAUACACAUUCUCUUGGAUACGGCCUGUUAAUCUUUGGUUUGCAUUAAAAUUUAUAAACAUACAGCAUCCAAAAUCUCAACACUGUCACUUAAGAAUUCUGUCAAGUUGGUUUACAAGCUUUUGAUGUGCAAUGAAAUGUUUUAGGAAUCUUAAUAGCCAUUCUAAUUGUCAGACUUUCAAAAUACUUUGAAAAAUGUUAUCCCACUUUUGUUCAACAUAUUUUUAUAAGGUGAAACUUUCAAUUGAUAUUAUCUAAUUGAAAGUAUGUAACUUGAACAAUGUUUUCAUAAUGCUUUAUUAUCCUCAUUGCCUUGAUUCCAUCUUUGUGUUUUUUAUAUUCACCAACUUUUAUGACCAAUUAACCAUGAUGUCAAUUGUGAUUUGUUUCUAUUGUAAGUACAUUAAGAAUUUUCCAUGUUUCAAUCAACAUUUUGCUUUCCACAUUAGUGCUAAAAGGAAUUUUGCAACUACCAUUUUUUAAAAAGUUACUUGUAAUUUAGACACUUUCCUUCUCAAUAUUUUAUAUGUUUUGGGGAUAUUUCUUUGUGAAACUUAAUUGCACAUAUAAUACAUAGUUGUGUUUGUAAUGUUUAAUAGGUAUGUGAAAGAAAUAGAUAAAAUUUUGUCUCAUUGGGAGGAUCUGUGAUUCAUUCAGACCAAGAGAGUUUCAAGUUCAGUGUUUAAAUUUAAUUGUAACAUUCUUAGUAACUUUACUUAUGAACAUAGUAUAUCCUCAACAUUAGAUUAUAGUACUACAUUUUGCAUAAAAUGGUAAGUCUUGCUACUUAAUAGCACUGUUUAAUAGUGCAAGAACAAUCCUGUUAAACAUUUAUUAUUCAAGGAAAUUGUAUUUUUUUUAUAUAAUUAUGAGGCAGUGUGCAGUGGUGGUUAAAAUGACAUCAAUAUAGAUGUUGUCAUGUGUUCAAUGUCCACGGUUUAAGCUGUGGUUAGCCAAAUCCCAGUCAAAGUUGAAUUUGCCUAAAUAUUUUAAUUCAAAUUCACCAAAAGGCUAAUUAAAGCUAUCAUGGAUAUAUUUUUUUUAAUACAAGUUGGCAAUAUUGCUAAACAUUUGGCUUGCUUAAGCCUAGAACUUUGAUACAAAUUUUGUCAUAUGAUCAAUAUUGGUGUUGCUGCUAACAUCGAUAUAGGUGUUGUCGUGUCAGAAACAUUGAUGGAGACUUGUUAUAGAUGUUAUCAUUUGAUUUAGACAAGUGAUCAACAUUGAUAUAGACAUUGUCAUGUAUUCAACAUCAGUGUGUGUCAUGUGAUCAAUUUUGAUUUAUAUGUUGUCAUGCGAUCAUCAUUGAUGUACUGUAGAUGAUGUCAUUUGAUUGCAUUGGUGUAGAUGUUAAGUUAAGACAACAUUAAUAUAAAAGUGAAUGUGUGGUUGAUGUUAAUGAAGAUGUCAUGAUGAUCAUGGAUAGUGUCAUGAUGAGGUGGACAUAGAUGAUGUCAAGUGUAGUGCAAUUCAUGGGGGUUAGUUAUGGAACUACCAACCUUUUUGUAAACAGUUUUUAAUACUGUUCUUUAUUUAAUAUGAUAUACUUUAUUAUAAAUCUAAUAUAUUUAUUGAAAGUUUAGGUUUUGUGUUUUUAUAUUCAUGUGUAAUGAGCAAUGUGAUUGUCAUCCAGUUUGAUACGUCUACCCCUCUAGCCAUUCACUUAAUAUUUUACUUUUUCAGCAGUUAUGAUAUGUAGUAUGUCUUCCUGCUAUUCAUAUUUUUACUACAUGGUUUUCACAUGUUUGCCCUAAUAUGUUUGGACUAUACAAUCACAUGACAGUGCUAUGGCUUGUCUAAUAUUUUUUUAAAUACUGUUUUCAUUGUCCAUAUUAUAUGGAUUUAACAUACAGGUCUUAUGCAUACACUGUUGACCUCAUUCAUUAUAUCUUUCAUGUAAUGUUAGGUAUAUUUUUUUAAGGGACCAAUGAAAACGUGUUAGAAAUGGUUAUUAUGUGCUCUGGUGCUUAUAUUGAUGUUUUUGUAUUUUGAGUUACACAUAUUUUUGGUUUUUUAAAUACAGCAUUACUUUAUUAAUGUAUUUUUGGCAUUUAUUUUAUAUGACAUGAUUAAACGUAGAGGUAACAUGAUGAAUUGUUGUAUAGAUGACAUGUUGAAAUGGUGUGAAAUGUGAUUAUGACAGUGAUUUGUGAAAGUGAUCAAGCUUUAUAACAUGGUAUUGAUUUGAAAUAUGGUGGGCAGAUAUCUAGUGAUGACAAUAUAACAUUAUUGCUAAAUAUAAAACUAUUACCUUUACAGUACACCAUGUUGUAAUUUGACAGAAGUACUGUAAUAAACAUAACAUAAUUAUGAAUAUUAUAUUCAUAAAUACAAAUAUUUGGAAGUUAUUUAUAUAUUGAAAUGUGACAUUCCCAUAACCUUUGUAGCUACAGUGUUUUAGUCAGUAACACAACUUAAUCACCAUAUUUUACUGUUGCAAUAACAGCAUGUGGAUACACUAGUACUGUAGGUAUAUGCUCACUUUAACUUAAUUGUAAAUAGCUAUAUAUGUAUGUAACAUUAUGCUGGUAUUAAUGUUCUAUUAAAUCUCUGUAAGUAUGAUAUACAAUAGAUUAAUUAUUAGUCAAAAAUAUAUUUAUAUUCUUUCUCUUUAUGUUUAAUUCACCUUAUUCUUGCACUAAAUGUUUGUAUUAUUUGUUAAUCUAUAUAUUUAUGUCAUGAUUGUUUUCCUGCUCUGUUACAGUGUUAAUUUAUAAGAAAUAAUAAUUAAGACUUGAUUAAUAACUUCAUAGGACAUUUUUUUCAAUUUAACAAAUCUAACUGCACUGCAAUGAUGAAUUUGAUUGAUUAAUUGAUUGAUUGAUUGAAUUAUUAAUUGAAUAAAAUACUGCUUGGUCAGUCCA